AUGGCAGGUGAUCUAAAUCUAAAAAAGUCUUGGAAUCCAGCAUUAGUUAAGAACCAGCAAAAAGUUUGGGAAGAAGAACAACAAAAGUUAGAUGAACUUAAACGAAUAAAAGAGAGAAAUCAGGAGUAUAAACAAGAACAAGAAUACUUGGAAUUACUAAAGCUACAGCAUGGAGAUCAAUUUCAAAUUAAAGACUUGAACAAACAGCAGAAGCUCAAAAUAUCCAAACUAAAUUGGAUGUAUGAUGAUGUACCAUUUGAAGGCAAUGAGAAAGUGGAAGAGAAUUCAAGUGGGUUUAUUGAAUCAAAUGUAGAGUUUACAGAUGGCAAAUCCAAAGUUGAGAAUUUAUUAAAAGGAAAUCAUGUUGUGGGCAAGAAGAGAGAUGGUAGUGGAACCAGUGAUAGAAUAAAUAAGAUAAUUGGGGUGGGGAUGACCAAAUCAAGUAAAGUCAGCUAUUCCGAUGAUCCAUUACUCAAAAUAAAACAGCAGCAACAACAGGCACAAAGAGUUGCCCGAAAACAACAUCCUAGUGAUAAGCAUUCUCAUCGUUCUAGACAUAGUUCCAAAAGUUCAUCCGAUAGAGUGCACAAAUCACAUGAGCACGAGAGAAGUCGAAAGCAUAAUUCCUCACAUACUCGUCACAAAGAUGGAUCACCCCACAGAUAA
Candida albicans SC5314 is the source of this 666-nucleotide messenger RNA. RefSeq names its product U2-type spliceosomal complex subunit. The record is from RefSeq and is a predicted model, not a curated record. The transcript has a single exon. Bases 1 to 666 code for a protein of 221 amino acids. NCBI's taxonomy places the organism in Eukaryota, Fungi, Ascomycota, Pichiomycetes, Serinales, Debaryomycetaceae.